GCACGCAUAGUCUCCACUGGGGACUGAUCUCGUGCGGUGCCCGGGCCCUGGGCGCCCGACCCACACUGGCCAUGGCGAGCGGCGCCGCCAGGUACCGGCUGAGCUGCUCGCUCCCGGGCCACGAACUGGACGUGCGGGGCCUGGUGUGCUGCCUCUAUCCGCCGGGGGCCUUUGUGUCCGUGUCCCGAGACCGCACCACCCGCCUCUGGGCCCCAGACAGUCCUAACAGAGGCUUUACAGAAAUGCACUGUAUGAGUGGCCACUCCAAUUUUGUAUCUUGUGUGUGCAUCAUACCCUCAAGUGACAUAUACCCUCAUGGACUAAUUGCCACUGGAGGAAAUGACCACAAUAUUUGCAUUUUCUCACUGGACAGUCCAGCACCACUUUAUAUUCUAAAAGGUCACAAAAAUACUGUUUGUAGUCUUUCAUCUGGAAAAUUUGGGACAUUACUUAGUGGCUCAUGGGACACCACUGCUAAAGUCUGGCUGAAUGACAAAUGCAUGAUGACCUUACAGGGUCAUACAGCUGCGGUAUGGGCAGUAAAGAUCUUACCUGAACAGGGCUUAAUGUUGACUGGAUCAGCAGACAAAACUAUUAAACUGUGGAAGGCUGGAAGAUGUGAGAGGACUUUUUCAGUAUAUUAUGGACAUACAAAUUAUAUUUAUAGCAUAUCUGUCUUUCCGAACUGUAGAGAUUUUGUGACAACAGGAGAAGACAGAUCUCUGAGAAUCUGGAAACAUGGGGAAUGUGCUCAAACAGUCCGACUUCCAGCUCAGUCUAUAUGGUGCUGCUGUGUUCUAGACAAUGGUGACAUUGUGGUUGGUGCGAGUGAUGGUAUUAUUAGAGUGUUUACAGAAUCAGAAGAUCGGAUAGCAAGUGCUGAGGAAAUCAAAGCUUUUGAAAAAGAGCUCUCCCAGGCAACUAUUGAUUCCAAAACUGGUGAUUUAGGGGACAUUAAUGCUGAGCAGCUUCCUGGGAGGGAACAUCUGAAUGAAUCUGGUACUAGAGAAGGACAAACUCGUCUAAUCAGAGAUGGGGAGAAAGUCGAAGCCUAUCAGUGGAGUGUUAGUGAAGGGAGGUGGAUAAAAAUUGGUGAUGUUGUUGGCUCAUCUGGUGCUAAUCAGCAAACAUCUGGAAAAGUUUUAUAUGAAGGGAAAGAAUUUGAUUAUGUUUUCUCAAUUGAUGUCAAUGAAGGUGGACCAUCAUAUAAAUUGCCGUAUAAUACCAGUGAUGAUCCCUGGUUAACUGCAUACAACUUCUUGCAGAAGAAUGAUUUGAAUCCCAUGUUUUUGGAUCAAGUGGCUAAAUUUAUUAUUGAUAACACAAAAGGUCAAAUGUUGGGACUUGGGAACACCAGUUUUUCAGAUCCAUUUACAGGUGGUGGUCGGUAUGUUCCAGGCUCUUCUGGAUCUUCUAACAUACUGCCUACAGCUGAUCCUUUUACAGGUGCUGGUCGUUAUGUGCCAGGUUCUGCAAGUAUGGGAGCUACCAUGGCUGGAGUUGAUCCAUUUACAGGUACAUAG
Messenger RNA from Galeopterus variegatus (Sunda flying lemur), 1523 nucleotides. RefSeq names its product phospholipase A2-activating protein (gene PLAA). Gene Ontology annotation, molecular function: ubiquitin binding. Gene Ontology annotation, biological process: ubiquitin recycling; proteasome-mediated ubiquitin-dependent protein catabolic process. The record is from RefSeq and is a predicted model, not a curated record. The transcript is spliced from 11 exons. The coding region runs from base 72 to 1523 and encodes 483 amino acids. NCBI's taxonomy places the organism in Eukaryota, Metazoa, Chordata, Mammalia, Dermoptera, Cynocephalidae. Gene Ontology annotation, cellular component: cytoplasm; nucleus.